GGGCAAGUGGGAACAGGCCAGGACCCCAAUCCCAGAACCCCAAGCUGUAGUCAUACCCCUACCUGCUUGGAUCCUUCUAGGCCGGCUUGUUUGGGGCCACCAAGCUUCAAGCCUGCUGGGGGCGACAGUGCUCCUGUCCCACGCAGUCUCGGGUGGCAUGGCUGGCAAGGGUCCCUGUGGGAAAGCGUGGCUGCUGUUGGCUAGGGUUUGGGUGGGCGGUAGUGUUGGAUUCUGCGGGCUCUGCUUUCAGCUCCCGCCCAGAACCCCCACUAGCCUGGGCCUGAGAACAGCCACUCUCACUCCUCCCGAGAGCCCUCCAAGUGCUUCUCCUACAGAAGAGUGUGGGGAUGACCGACUACAGGACACUCUUUUCUUCUCCAGGUGCCGGCUCUACUGUGACCACGCCCAUUACCCUCAGCCUCUUGCUCCUCCUUAGCCAGGCCACCUCAGACCCAUGCUAUGAUCCAGGAGGGCGCCCUCGCUUUUGCCUCCCACCAGUGACCCAGUUGGUUGGCAAGGCAGCAGCCCCCUGCUCUCAGACCUGUGCUCUUCCUGCAGCCAGCCCUGGCCCUGCCUGCAACAGUAGUCUGACCCUGGACCUGGACGGCUCCUUCCUCUUGACAUCUGUGACCCUGCGUUUCUGCACAGCGGGACCUCCAGCCCUGGUUCUUUCUGCUGCCUGGGCCACUGGGGGGCCCUGGAGGCCACUAUGGCGUAGGCCUGCCUGGCCUGGGGCUCUGGGGGGCCCCAAGAAGGUAACCUUUCACUCCCCCCCAGGCCCCAAGACCAGGAUAGUGGCCAGCUACCUCCGUGUGGAGUUCGGGGGAAAAGCAGGGCUGGUGACCACUGGAGUAAGAGGCCGCUGCCAGUGCCACGGCCACGCUGCCCGCUGUGCCACUCGGGCCCAGCCCCCACGCUGCCGCUGCCGCCACCACACCACUGGCCCAGGGUGUGAGAGCUGUCGCCCAUCCCAUCGAGACUGGCCCUGGCGACCUGCCACACCCCAGCACCCUCACCCGUGCUUGCCCUGUUCCUGCAAUCAGCAUGCCCGCCGCUGCCGAUUCAACUCCGAGCUAUUCAGGUUGUCAGGUGGCCGUAGUGGGGGUGUGUGUGAGCGGUGCCGCCACCACACAGCUGGGCGGCACUGUCACUACUGCCAGCCAGGGUUCUGGAGGGACCCGAGCCAGCCCAUCACUAGUCACAAGGCAUGCAGGGCCUGCCAGUGCCACCCAAUUGGAGCAACGGGAGGGAUGUGCAACCAGACCAGUGGCCAGUGCUCCUGCAAGUUAGGGGUCACAGGCCUGACAUGCAAUCGCUGUGGUCCUGGCUACCAGCAGAGCCGCUCACCCAGGAUGCCCUGCCAACGUGAGUCCUAUGGCACACGAAGCCGAAUUCCAGAGGCAACAACUACCCCUGCUACUACCCCUGUUGCAUCUCGAUCAGACCCACAGUGUCAAGGCUAUUGCAAUGUCUCCGUCAGCAGUGUGCACAUGAGCCUUCAGAGAUACUGUCAGCAGGAUUAUGUUCUGCACGCCCAGGUUUCAGCGUCGUCGUCGCAGCCGUCUGAGGCGGUGGGCCCCGAGUGGUGGCGGCUGGCCGUGCACGUGCUGGCUGUGUUCAAACAGCGUGCGUGGCCCGUGCGCCGCGGUGGCCAGGAGGCCUGGGUGCCACGUGCUGACCUAAUCUGCGGCUGCCUGCGCCUGCGCCCUGGCGCUGACUACCUCCUGCUGGGCCGUGCUGCGCAGACCCACGACGACGACAACUAUGACCCUGCGCGCCUCAUCCUGAACCGCCACGGCCUCGCGCUGCCCUGGAGACCACGAUGGGCCCGGCCGCUGCGGCGACUGCAGCAGAAGGAGCGCGGAGGUGCCUGCCGAGGCCUGCUGCCACCCACACGGAGCCCUGGGCCCAGGAACUAAAGUGAGCUACUAAUGUAAGGUGUGAGUCCCCAGAGCCAAUCAGAAGCUUCAGUGCCCGUGACGCCACUCCGCAUGUGACGUUGCCUACGUUGGGACCGGAAGUGACUGCUUGGACCUGUGAGCCUUAUAGGUUAUUUGUCACAAUAAAGGCUCAUGUCUUGUGGAA
Molecule: messenger RNA, 2085 nt
Organism: Mus musculus (house mouse)
Lineage: Eukaryota; Metazoa; Chordata; Mammalia; Rodentia; Muridae
Gene: Ntn5
Product: netrin 5
Exons: 7
Coding region: 348-1919 (523 amino acids)
Cellular component (GO): extracellular region
Source: RefSeq, a predicted model, not a curated record